Fusarium tjaetaba is the source of this 969-nucleotide messenger RNA. RefSeq names its product cytochrome c1 heme mitochondrial. Gene Ontology annotation, biological process: mitochondrial electron transport, ubiquinol to cytochrome c. Gene Ontology annotation, molecular function: electron transfer activity; heme binding. The record is from RefSeq and is a predicted model, not a curated record. The coding region runs from base 1 to 969 and encodes 322 amino acids. The transcript is spliced from 4 exons. NCBI's taxonomy places the organism in Eukaryota, Fungi, Ascomycota, Sordariomycetes, Hypocreales, Nectriaceae.
AUGCUUGCCAGGUCGUGUUUGCGCUCGACGCGCACCUUCAAUGGCCUCCGGAACGGCCCUUCUGCUGUCACCAAGCGUGCCGCUUCCUCGAGCUCCAGCGCCGCCAGCGAUGCCUCUGCCACUCGAUUGAACCUGGCUGCCGCCGCCUCGACUACCCUCGCCCUCGGCUCCAUGGCCUGGUACUAUCACCUUUAUGGACCUGUUGCCUUUGCUAUGACUCCCGCUGAAGAGGGACUUCACCCUACCAAGUACCCUUGGGUUCACAACAAGUGGUUCAAGACCUUCGACCAUCAGGCUCUCCGCCGUGGUUUCCAGGUUUACCAGGAGGUCUGCCAGUCCUGCCACUCCCUCAGCCGAAUCCCCUACCGAACUCUCGUUGGCUCCGUCUUGACCGUUGACGAGGCCAAGGCCCUUGCCGAGGAGAACGAGUACCCCGGUGAGCCCGAUGAGCAGGGCGAGAUCCAGAUGCGCCCCGGAAAGCUGGCCGAUUACAUGCUGCCUCCUUACAAAAACGAGGAGGCUGCUCGAUUUGCCAACAACGGUGCUCUUCCCCCGGAUCUGUCUCUUAUCAUCAAGGCCCGUCACGGUGGCUGUGACUACAUCUUCAGCUUGCUCACCGGCUACCCUGAAGAGCCCCCCGCUGGUGUCCAGGUCGCUCCCGGCAUGAACUUCAACCCUUACUUCCCCGGUACCGGUAUCGCCAUGGCCCGUGUCCUUUACGACGGUCUCGUUGAGUAUGAGGAUGGUACUCCCGCCACCACCUCUCAGAUGGCCAAGGAUGUUGUCGAGUUCCUCAACUGGGCUGCCGAGCCCGAGAUGGACGACCGAAAGCGAAUGGGUAUGAAGGUCCUUGUCGUCUCUGCCUCUCUGUGGGCCGUCAGUGUCUGGGUAAAGCGAUACAAGUGGGCUUGGUUGAAGUCUCGAAAGAUCGCCUACGAUCCCCCUAAGGAGGUCAAGGUCCGCCGCUAA